AUGGAUACAAGUUGGAUAGAACUUCCAAAUGAUCAUGCUGAAUAUAUUCAAGGAGUUGCAAAUUUUAUUGAGUUUGCGAAAGAGGGUCUUGUAGAAGGAAAAAUUCAAUGCCCAUGUAGAAAGUGCAAAGUGGAUAAGUGGUUGUCAAUAAAGCAAGUUGAGGAGCACAUUUUAUUCAAGGGCUUUUACAAGCCAUAUAAAAAAUGGAUUUUUCAUGGACAAAGAAGUAUUCUUGAGAAUAUAUCAGGUAAUGCUAAAAUUACAGGAAACGCUAGUGGCAGUUCUCUGGGUACAUGCUCAAUGCAAAUCGAACAAAAUGACAUGGGAUGGUUACUAAGGGAUGCUUUUGGGAUGAAUGUUCCUGAUUAUGCUAGUGAACCUGUAGUUGAAUCACUUGUUGAUCAUUCUAUUAAAGAGUUAACUCAUGUAGACAUUGAUAAUAUCUUUGAGCCUUCAUUUGAAGAACAAAAUCCAACCCCUACCUCAAUCCCAGUAUAUGAUGAACAAGAAAAGGCUAAGUAUGAGAAACUACUGGAAGCUUCUAAUAAGGAAUUAUAUCCAGGAUGCACUUCAUACUCAAAGUUUUCAUUUCUUCUAUACUUGUUUCAUCUCAAAUGUAUGCAUCAUUGGUCAGCCGAGUCUGUAACCAUGUUAUUGAAAUUUUUAGUAGAUGCAUUUCCCCAAAUCAUGGAAUUUCCAUCAUCUUAUUAUGAAUGCAAAAAAGAAAUCAAUGAUUUGGGGCUUGGGUAUGAAAAGAUUGCAGCAUGCCCAAAUAAUUGUAUGUUGUAUUGGGGUGAAUAUUCUGAUAAGAAUGAAUGCCAUGUAUGUAAUGCCUCAAGAUGGAAGACGAUGAAAGAAGAUAUGAGAUGGCAUGAUGAUUAUAGUAAGCGUGAAAGUGAUGGAAAAUUGAGGCAUCCAUGUGACGGCUUAGCUUGGAAAGAUUUUGAUAAACAAUAUCCUAAUUAUUCUUCUGAUCCACGUAGUGUGAGGUUAGGAUUGGCUUCAGAUGGCUUUAAUCCUUAUCGGUUAAUGAAUACUAAUCAUAGUAUGUGGCCUGUGGUGUUGAUUCCUUAUAAUUUGCCCCCGUGGUUAUGUAUGAAGCAAUCAUCUUUUAUUCUAUCCAUAAUAAUUCCUGGAAAAUCAAGCACCGGAAUUGAUAUUGAUGUAUAUUUGCAACCUUUAUUACAUGAAUUGAAGUUGUUGUGGAAAGGAGUUGAUGCUUUUGAUGCUUUUAGUAAUGAAAAAUUUAAGUUACGAGCAUCUUUGAUGUGGACAAUUAAUGACUUUCCUGCUUAUGCUAUGCUAUCUGGUUGGAGUACUAAGGGUUAUAAUGCAUGUCCUGUAUGUGCUAGCGGUACAUAUUCUGAAAAAUUUGCUGGAAAGAUUUGUUACCCGGGUACUCGUAAAUGGCUACCAGCAGAUCAUCCAUAUAGAUCACAGGGGCAAUUGUUUAACGGGAAGGAAGAAUAUGGUACAGCUCCAAUUCGUGCUUCUGGCUCUGAGGUACGAAAACAACAAGAGGGGAAUGCUUAUGUAUAUGGAAAAGAUGCCAUGCAUAUUGAGAAGAACGUUUGUGAUAAUUUCUUGGGAACUUUACUGAGUAUGGAUAAGAAGAACAAUAGAGAUGAUAAAAGGUCCAGAGAGUAUAUACAGAAGUUGGGGAUAAAGCCACAAUUUUGGUUAAAAGUUGGGUCUAAUGGGGAGUCAUAUAUGCCUCCAGUAUCAUACUCCAUGUCGGUGGAGGAGAAAGACCAAUUCCUAAAGGUUUUGCAUAAGCUUAAAGUCCCUGAUGGAUAUGGUUCCAAUCUGUCUCGAUGCGUGAACUUGAAACAAAGAAAACUCAUAAACCUCAAGAGUCAUGACAAUAAUGUAUUAAUGCAAGAUAUUCUCCCAGUUGCUUUGAGAGCUUCAAGAGCUACAGAAAUUGUGGAAUCAAUUUCAGAUCUAUCUUCCUUUUUCAAAUGCUUGUGCUCCACAACUCUUGACAUCAAGGAACUAGAUGAGAUACAAGCAAAGGUUGUUUUAACACUUUGUCAAUUGGAGAUAGAAUUUCUUCCAACCUUUUUCACUAUCAUGGUUCAUGUAGUGAUUCAUCUAGCAGAGGAGGCGAAACUUGGUGGACCUGUACAUUAUAGAUGGAUGUAUCCCAUCGAAAGGUACUUGGCACAUUUGACAUCUUAUGUGAGUAAUAAGGCCUAUCCAGAAGGGUCUAUUGCAGAAGGUUAUGGGUUAGAGGAGACUAUUAAUUUCUGUUCAAGGUACCCAGAGGAGAUACAUACCAUGUUUAGUAGACUAAAAAGAAAUGACGAUGACAAUGAGGAUAUGAGCAAAUAUUUAUUUUGGUCGGCCGGUCGAAUGGUAGGACAGAAAAAAUUCAUUCGUUUAGAUGCUAAGUCUCUAGAACAAGCACAUCGAUAUGUUUUGCUUCAUUCAGAUGAGAUGAAUGUGCUUCGAAAUGAGUUUUUACGAGAAAAGCGACGAGAAAAUCGUCAUAGGGGAAUUCGAGCAGAUGAGAAUUUUGAGAAUGAGUGGCUUAUUAAAGAAUAUACUCAAUGGCUCAAAGAUGAGGUGGAAAAUAUAGAUGGAAGUACUGAAAAAGGGAAGUUACAGAAAGCCUUGGCUAUUGGUUUGGAUCAUUAUGUUAGAGAAGUUAAAUGUUUUGUGAUCAAUGGCUAUAAGUUUCACACAAUAAGUCGAGAAAGAUAUCGCAAGACCCAAAAUUCUGGAGUUAUGGUCGAAGCUGAUGGCCAUGUCUACUAUGGUAGACUCAGAAAUAUAUAUGAAUUGAAUUUUUCCCACUCAUAUAGAGUUGUGGUAUUUCGUUGUGACUGGGUAGAUAUAAACAGAGGGUUAAGGACAUAUCCAAACGGUGGUGUUACUGUUAAUUUCUCCAAGUUGAUGCACACUGGUCGAUUACUUCACGAGGACCCAUUUAUCUUUUCUUCUCAAGCUAAGCAAGUUUUUUAUGUCGAAGAUGAGAAGCAAAAGGAAUGGCUACAUGUUAUUAGGACUAAGCCUAGAGAUCUAUAUGAUUUAGAAUAA
Messenger RNA from Beta vulgaris subsp. vulgaris (sugar beet), 3042 nucleotides. RefSeq lists its product as uncharacterized. Lineage: Eukaryota; Viridiplantae; Streptophyta; Magnoliopsida; Caryophyllales; Amaranthaceae. The record is from RefSeq and is a predicted model, not a curated record. The transcript is spliced from 6 exons. The coding region runs from base 1 to 3042 and encodes 1013 amino acids.